This is a messenger RNA of Acipenser ruthenus (sterlet), 2002 nucleotides long. Its product is annotated as erythroblast NAD(P)(+)--arginine ADP-ribosyltransferase-like. The coding region runs from base 124 to 879 and encodes 251 amino acids. Gene Ontology annotation, molecular function: NAD+ poly-ADP-ribosyltransferase activity; NAD+-protein-arginine ADP-ribosyltransferase activity. NCBI's taxonomy places the organism in Eukaryota, Metazoa, Chordata, Actinopteri, Acipenseriformes, Acipenseridae. The record is from RefSeq and is a predicted model, not a curated record. The transcript is spliced from 4 exons.
CUGGGAGGGUAUAUAAAGACAGCACUGCUUUAGUCAUCGAUUGUCAUUCGGUUGGAGUGAAAGUCUAGUUGACUGCAUUUGAAUUUUCAGGAUUUGCCCGGUUGGUGAAGGAAGAAAACGGAGAUGAAAAACCUCGUGCCCUCGAUUCUCAUCCUGUCUGCCGUGAUCUUGCUGGAGUUUCCACAGACACAAUGUUUUAAGGCUUCAAAACCGAUGGACCUCGCAGGAAAUUCCCUUGACGAUCAAUAUGUCGGUUGUAGAAAGGAAAUGUUAAAAAUCGUCAAUAAAAAAUAUCUUUCAUCAGAAUUUAAAAAAAACCCAGACUUUAAAAACGCCUGGGACACAGCAAAAAAAACAAUGAAAAAAAAAAAGCAGAAGGCACUGAAACUGGAACAAGCCAUGGCAAUCUAUGUUUACACUAUGGAUGCUGUACAUGACCAGUUCAAUAAAGCAGUUAGAGAAGGAGGAACACAUUACAAAGAUUUUCCAUUCAAGUCAUUGCAUUUUCUUUUGACAGACGCCCUGAAUACUCUGAGAUCCCAGAAGGGUAAAUGUUAUAAGGUUUUUAGAGGAGUUACUAAAAAGUCUACCGCUGUUGUAGGUGCAAUUGUACGAUUUGGGCAGUUUGCUUCUACCUCUGUAGACAAAAAUGUAGCGAAAGAGUUUGGAACAACAACAGUGUUUGAAAUACACACCUGCCUCGGCGUGCUAAUUGAAGAAUAUUCAGAUAACCCAUAUGAAGAAGAGGUACUUAUUCCACCUUUUGAAAAAUUUAAAGUGUUGAAUGUCAAAGGAAAUCAAAUCCAACUGGAACACAUUCCUGACAAGACGAGUAACUUCAACUGCUUGGGAGUGAAGAAAAACAUGCUCCUGUCGUGAAGGAUUAUGUUACUUUGGUAACAAGUCUCCCUGAAGAUGCAAAACACAAUGCUGAGUGGCUAUUCUUUUUGUUCUACAUUCUUUUAGUAUACUGUAUCUUCCUUGAGAAUGAUCUGGUCAUUACGUUCAGUCUUUGAUCAGAAAUUUCAAUUCUUAUUUAAAUGGAUCUGUGGGAGGCUCCCACUCACACUGUGCAUUAAUGUGGAGGAGUCAGGGAUAAUUUUCACCUGCAUUCAGAAAAUUAGGAAUAGAUGAAAGAAGACAUGCUGAUUACAGCAGUGUGCACGUUUAUUAGAACACCUCAAGAUUUGUCAUUUAUUGAGCUUUGCACACACAAAAAAUGUGUCAAUUUACUACAGAAAUUAAUUGCUCAUCUUACAUGAAACUAAUUAAAAAAACACAGCUGUUGUCUUUAAUGCUUACAUUUAGUCUGGCCACCUUUGGCAUCAAUAACAGCUUGAUGUCUUUUUUGGCACUGUGUCUGUGCACUUUCUCAAAAUCUCUGGUGUCAUUUGAUGUUAGACCACUUUGUGCUUUAAAUAGGCAUUUCAACAACUUCUAAAAAGUCUCCUGCAUUUCACUGUUGGUGGCUACUGUAUGCAUUCCUUUUUUCUUCCAAUAUGAAAUGAAUUGCAUGUGUGGCAUAUUAAAGUCAUCAAUAUAAUUAGACAGUCAAUGACUUGCCUAUUUUGACCAUUUUCCAGAACAUUCAGUUCCAGUGGUUUGAUUUCAUAUGCACAACAAAUCAAAACUACAGAAGCAACGGGGUUCUCUGAUAAAUUUGCACACUUCUGUAUAGUAACUAUAGAUUUUAAGCUGUUAACAUAAGAUUAAACUGGCAAUGGAAGACUUUACAACCCAUGAGCAACAUUAUCACUGGCGGACCCUUUAAAGGGUUGCUAACCAAGGUUUUAAAAUGUAUUCCCUAUUAUUAUCCCCUGUCUUAUUUGGCGGCUCUCACUCAUGUGAAUAAACUAGGCAUUGCAUGAACACUGGUGAAGUAUUCCCACCUGUAUUAACAUGGUAAUGUAGAGGGAGGUCAAGACUGAUGCAUGCCCCUGUGUAUCACUAAAAAAACAUGAAUGUAAAUGUGAUUCAUCUAACUCUCCUCUAUCUGAGUGUC